AUGGCUUACUCCCAGUUCACACAACGACCGACAACCCUACGAGCCUAUUCGGGCUCCAUGUACCAGUACACAAUGAGCCAAUUAACGGUUCUAUCCGGUGCUUUCACUACGGUACUGAUGCCAAACGGGAUUUCGGCCCCAGACUCCGUUUCUUCCGCCCAGAGCCCCUAA
This is a messenger RNA of Ilyonectria robusta, 171 nucleotides long. RefSeq lists its product as uncharacterized. NCBI's taxonomy places the organism in Eukaryota, Fungi, Ascomycota, Sordariomycetes, Hypocreales, Nectriaceae. The transcript has a single exon. The record is from RefSeq and is a predicted model, not a curated record. Bases 1 to 171 code for a protein of 56 amino acids.